This is a messenger RNA of Catharus ustulatus (Swainson's thrush), 1194 nucleotides long. RefSeq lists its product as uncharacterized. The record is from RefSeq and is a predicted model, not a curated record. Gene Ontology annotation, cellular component: cytoplasm. NCBI's taxonomy places the organism in Eukaryota, Metazoa, Chordata, Aves, Passeriformes, Turdidae. Bases 1 to 1194 code for a protein of 397 amino acids. The transcript has 9 exons.
AUGGAGCAGAGACCCCCAAGAGUGCCCAAGCUGGCCUGGGUGAUGGAGGAGGAAGAAAGCCCUGAAAGUUCCUCAGCUGAGAAGACUGAAGAGGUGGUGCCGGUCCAGCAGCCGCAGGAGGGUGCUGCCACGGACCCAACACAAGAGCAGGAACCCACCGUUGGCCGCUUCCACAGAACAGCACGGCUGAUUUACAACUUCAUCAAGAGCAUUCGGCCCAAAGGGACCAGCAGCACGGGCACUAGGGUCAUAGCAUACUCAGACGUCUUCAAACAUGAAUUCUCUCCUGCCCUGCUGGAUUUGAUUGUGGAAAUGGGUGUUUCAAAACCCGACCAGGUGCCUGCCAUGGUGAGGUACAUCCACCAGUGGCUCCUGGCCAAUGAGUCUGCUGAGCACAGGCUGGACAGGAGCCUGCUGAAUCUCACUGAGGCACAGCCCACUGACGUGGUGAUGACUCUCCUGCGUGUGGCCCCAUCGUGUGACAGAGCUGCAGUGAUCAUGUGGAAGACGAUCAUGUCCUUACCCAAGACUGCGGAGGUGGUGCAGCAGCUACUCCUUGAUGUGCUGGGGAAGCUGGCCAGAGCAACUGUGGUGAUGUGGAAGAUCCUCCAGGAGCCUUGCUGCCCGCGUGUAGUGAUAGUGUUCUUCCCCCGCCUAUUUGUGCAUCUGCUCUUCCAAGUGUUCUUCAGCACUUUGGACAUGCCAGAGGAGGUCGAUAAAUUUUGGAAGAAAUGCCAGGAAGAACAUGGCCUUGCCACCAGCCCCAACAGAUUUGCAGUGCAGACCCUGAAGUCCCUGCUCUGCCAAAUGCAGUAUGAGGGUGUGGUGGUGUCAAUGGAACGCAAGCGUGCCUGGGACACGCUGCUCUGUGCUGACACCCACCACUAUGCAGUGGGUCUGCUGGCCAGGGAACUGCGCAAUGCCUCCAUGCACUUGUGUAAAAGCAUCUUAUGCUGCCUCCUUGAGAUGCUCAGCACAGAGAUGCCAUACUGGGAUUACCCUGCCCUGGCAUUCCUUGUGGAGGUCUUGGAUUGCCUGGACUUGAACGAAUGCACUGACAGAAUAAUGGAUGUCUUGUCAAGGCACCUGAAGUGCGAGUGCACAGAGAUUCGUCGCCAGGUUCUCAGGGCCCUCCUUCUGCUCAGGGACCAUCCCUUGCUGGUGAGAAGGAGGCAGUGGCUGCAGCUGCACUAA